CUUGCUAGCUUCAUUGGAAGCAAGCAAUUGGAAAUCUAGGCAGCCUGGCGAAGUUUACUUUGUCAUGAGCUGCUUGUCGCAACUAUCAUCGUACACUGCUGCUUUGAUUACGAGGACCACUUACUUCGUUAGCACACGUUCUCUGUAUGGAUGUUCUGUCUUUUCAUGGAAGAGGAAGUUAGAGUAUCCUGCUAUUAGGUCUGCCCAUUUAGAAUUUGUGCUUACAAGGUUUCGUGUUCAGUGCUAUUCAUCUAGAAAAGGCCGCAAAUCUGCUUCUAAAUUGCAGAAGCUAGAACCUGAACCAGUGAUGGAGCAAGAAAAGGAUGCUUUUUUUGUCGUACGUAAAGGGGAUAUCGUUGGUAUCUACAACAGUCUCAUUGAAUGUCAGGCUCAAGUUGGAUCUUCCAUAUGCAAUCCUCCUGUUAGUGUGUACAAGGGAUACUCCCUGCCUAAGGACGCUGAGGACUAUCUUGUCUCACGGGGACUAAAGAAUGCCUUGUACACUGUAAGAGCUGCUGAUUUGAACGAGGAUAUAUUUGGUACUCUUGUUCCUUGUCCCUUCCAGGAUCCAGCUUCUUUGGAGGCAGGCACAUCAAGCAAUGCCGCAUCUAAAAAGAGAUCUUUGGGUGUGCUUGGACAAGAAAACGUGGAGGAAGGAAUUGGUGUGACAUUCCUCUCUGAAGACCCAUUGAAAAAACAAGUGAAGUUAGAUCAUUCUGCUUUGGCUCAAGUACCAUCAUCUGAAUUGGUGAGUAGAAACAAUAAGAAGAACAUCCAUAGGGAGCUUAAAUUUGCUUCCCAACGGAUUCCUGGCAUAGUUGAUAUAGUCCCAGCUGUUUCUGGUAACAAGAAGACCAGGGACCCUGUUUGCAAGGGCUUUGCAUUUGUUUAUUUCAAGUGUGAAGAGGAUGCUGCUGUGUCUGCUAGUCUGGAAUCAAGCCAAGAUGAUACUAAUGCAGCUACGCCACAGCUCAUAGUCCCAGCCAUAGAAGAAAGCUCAAAUGAGGAUUCCAAUAUGGAUAAUUCUGCAUUCAGUUCUCGGGAUGAGACUGCUUCUUGCUCCGAUGAAUUGGAUGCCAAAUAUAGAACAGAACAGGUUGAAGAGAAUGAAGACUUUGGGAUCUGCAAAGAGUCCAAGAUAAAGGAGAAGGCAGUUUUAAGUGAUGUUUUCUCCAAAUACGGAACAAAAGCUGCUUUUUCAAAGGAUAGUUAA
Molecule: messenger RNA, 1213 nt
Organism: Neltuma alba
Lineage: Eukaryota; Viridiplantae; Streptophyta; Magnoliopsida; Fabales; Fabaceae
Exons: 8
Coding region: 65-1213 (382 amino acids)
Source: RefSeq, a predicted model, not a curated record